Fusarium verticillioides 7600 is the source of this 1814-nucleotide messenger RNA. RefSeq lists its product as hypothetical. The record is from RefSeq and is a predicted model, not a curated record. Bases 120 to 1385 code for a protein of 421 amino acids. Lineage: Eukaryota; Fungi; Ascomycota; Sordariomycetes; Hypocreales; Nectriaceae. Gene Ontology annotation, cellular component: cytosol; COP9 signalosome. The transcript has 2 exons.
CUUGCCCCUCCACACUGAGACCUGUAGUGAGCCUCAACUUAACCCCAGGCAGCUACUACGUAUACCUCCACCUCAGUCCAUCAUCUUUGCAUCUAACACAUUUCUACCAACCGACGACCAUGGCACCAAAUCCCAAAGUCGCGGAGGCGAUCUCCAACGCCGAGUCUUGUUCUGGAGAGAAGGGACCUCUCUACGAGCAACUGCUCUCCGAAAUCAAGAACAUUUCAUCCCCGUCCACCGCUACCAACGACCUAAAUGCUAUCAUCGACUCCUUCUUUAACCAGGCGCUCGGCGUCGUGGCCACGCGAACCGUCCUCGCGUCUUUUAUUGCGACACUCCGAGAAUUAAAGAACGAGGAUAUGUGGAUCGAGGUUGGGAAUCGAACUUUGAACACCAUCGCGGCCCAGCCAUCAUCUUCUUCUUUCGUGGAUGCCGUCGCCACUAUCCGUGAGCUCAUUGCAACGGCCCACGAAAGCAACGGUGACUUCCUUGAUGCUGCAAAGGCUCUGGCCGAUAUUCCACUUGAUAGUUCUCAGCGCAAGAUCACCGAUGAGGAGAAAGCUCGCACAUGGAUUCGCAUCGUUCGGAACUACCUCGAAGUCGACGACUCUACGGCCGCCGAGAUGUAUAUCAACAAGCUCAAGAACAUAAUGCAUACCGUAUCUGAUCAAGAACUAAACUUACACUUCAAGCUCUCACAAGCCCGUAUUCUGGACGCUCAGCGCGACUUUUUAUCCGCUUCUCAACGAUAUCACGAGAUCAGCUUCUCGCCUGCGAUUGACGAAGAGGAACGCCUACAUACACUCAGUAUGGCGGUCAAAUGUGCUGUUCUGGCACCGGCUGGUCCCAUGAGAAACCGAACAUUGAGUCGCCUCUACAAAGAUGAACGCUCAUCGCAACUUGAGGAAUUUGGUAUCCUGGAAAAGAUGUUCCUUGACCGGCUGUUGUCACCUGAGGAGGUUGACAAGUUUGCAGAGGGGCUCCAGCCACACCAGCUGGCAACUACAUCAGAUGGCUCCACGGUACUUGCCAAGGCUGUCGUCGAGCACAAUCUUCUCGGCGCAUCCAGACUUUACAGCAAUAUUAGAUUCGAGGCCCUGGGAACACUACUGGGCCUGGAUACUGAUAAGGCUGAAGAGACCACUGCACGUAUGAUUGAGCAGGGUCGUUUAGUCGGGCGUAUGGAUCAGAUUGACGGUAUUGUGUACUUUGAGGGUGGCGAGGCAUCUGGAGAGAAGGGGAGUGGGCGAGCAGAAAUUAUUGUUGGCAAGCAAAUGCGAAAUUGGGAUGCCAACGUUGAGAGUGUGGCUGAGGAGGUGGAGAAUAUCACCAAUGCGCUGCAAAAGGAGUUUCCCGAAUUUGUUGCCGCAACCCUUGUUGUGUGAGAAAGGGACGGAUUAGAACCUCGUAGUGGAUAUGGCGUUUAGGGAUUGGGAUGAUCAAGGGCUAUUUGUGUCAAUGCAUAGCAUAUGAAUCCCUUUGGUUCUAGACUGGCAAUUUUAAUAAGCCAAAAGUUUUAGUCCAAAUCUUUCUUGCGGACCACCACGUAUCCUUCUUUGAUAUUCCGAGGAUUGCCAUCCUCUUCAUCGAACUGGACUUCAUCCUCCAAUGCCAAGACUUCUGAAGUUUUGGAGUUGGUGGGCUCUUCAAAUGUGCCUUCGCUCCAAAGGAUGUCUAUGAGGGCAUCGGCGAUGUGAUUGCCCAUCCAGUCGUAGCCCUCGUCUCGAAGAUGGAGGCCGUCAUCCCAGUACCGUUCGCGAUCCCGUUCUGAAAGCGAAUGGUAGGGUAUCUUGGAAUGAAGGUCAAAGGCGUAA